AUGAUAUCGGCCGCCAUUAUCGUGUCUGCUUUGUUCUAUUGGUUCUAUAGUUGCAGAAAGAGAAGCUACAAUCUCCCUCCUGGGCCUAAGCCUUUCCCUAUCCUUGGGAAUGUCAGAGAUCUGCCUCCGACCGGCAUUCCCGAGUAUAAGCAUUGGCUCAAAUUCAAAGACAUCUAUGGUCCUAUCAGUUCCAUUCAUAUCUUGGGGCAGAGGAUCGUACUUCUUCAUGAUCGUCAGGCUGCGCACGACUUGCUGACCAAGUCCUCGACAAAGACCUCGGGUCGCCCUUAUAUGCGGUUUGCGGACAUGUGCGGAUUCGCAUCGCUCCUCAAUCUUCAACAAUACGAUGGAACAUUUCGACGGCAUCGCAAAUUGGUCCACCAGCAAUUUGGGACGAAGGUAAUGGCAGCACGAUUUCGGGACAAUAUCGAGCCAGAGUCACAUCGAUUUCUUCUCCGAGUUCUGGAUGAUCCAGCCAACUUGGCGCAGCACAUCAAGACUGAGGCGAGCGCCAUCAUUCUCAAGAUAACCUAUGGCUAUUCUAUUUCGCACAGCGGAACCGACCCUUUGGUUCAUCUGAUAGAGCGCACGAUGGACGUGUUUGCACUUGCAACUGUCCUGCUCGCUUGGGCUGUGGAUAUCAUGCCCAUACUGCAGCAUCUUCCAGAAGGCCUUCCAGCGACGUCCUUUAAGAAGCAGGGUCGAGAAUGGAGAAGGCUUCUGCAGACGACACAAGACGUCCCCUACUUAUUCGUACAGGAAAAAAUGUCCAAAGGAACCCAUGAACACUCAUUCGUCUCGUCACUUCUUAAAGAAGACAGUAUUGUCGACUGCGGGACCAAGAACGACUAUUCCGAGGAUGACAUCAAGAAGACAGCCUUGGUCAUGUACGGCGGGGGAGCCGACACCACUGCGUCAGCCCUUCACAGCUUCAUCCUAGCCAUGAUCCUAUUCCCAGAUGUCCAGAAGAAAGCACAGGCGGAGAUUGAUGGUAUUGUCGGCAGAGAGAGGUUGCCUGACUUUGGAGACCGAGAUCGCUUGCCAUAUAUCAAUGGCGUAGUGAAGGAAGCUUUGCGAUGGCUCCACGUGGCGCCAUUAGGCGUUGCCCAUCGGACCGAUGAAGACAUCAGCUACCGAGGCUUUGAAAUUCCCAAAGGGACGUACUUGCUGCCGUCGAUAUGGUGGUUCUUGCAUGAUCCUCAUACAUAUUUGGAUCCCUCUUCCUUUGACCCUGCCCGAUAUUCGGCACCUCGUAAUGAGCCAGAUCCCACGGAUGAAGCCUUUGGGUACGGUCGAAGGAUUUGUCCCGGCCGAUUUCUGGCGGAUGAGAGUCUCUUCAUUACCAUUGCGCGUCUCUUGGCGACAUUUGAUAUCAACAUGGCUGUUGAUGACUCGGGUAAUGAAAUUGCGCCCCAGAUCGCUACUACGAGUGGCUUGAUUUGUCGUCCAGUCGACUUCCCAUACAGCAUCACACCAAGAAGUGAGCAAUCGGUGCAUCUAGUCAGGUCAGCCCAGGAGAAAUAUUCUUCGGAAGACGAAGAUGCGGAUCUUGUUCGGGACAAGUUCCCAAAAGUAUUUGAGUAA
Messenger RNA from Colletotrichum paranaense, 1584 nucleotides. RefSeq lists its product as uncharacterized. The transcript has 2 exons. The record is from RefSeq and is a predicted model, not a curated record. The coding region runs from base 1 to 1584 and encodes 527 amino acids. Gene Ontology annotation, molecular function: oxidoreductase activity, acting on paired donors, with incorporation or reduction of molecular oxygen; heme binding; iron ion binding. NCBI's taxonomy places the organism in Eukaryota, Fungi, Ascomycota, Sordariomycetes, Glomerellales, Glomerellaceae.